Molecule: messenger RNA, 1893 nt
Organism: Triticum turgidum subsp. durum (durum wheat)
Lineage: Eukaryota; Viridiplantae; Streptophyta; Magnoliopsida; Poales; Poaceae
Source: the annotation of a GenBank genome assembly
AUGUCGUCGCCGCCCGCCGCGCCGGGCCCGGCCUCGCCGCCGGGAAACCGCACAGCGCCGCCCCCGGCCUCCGCGCCGCCCGCUACCAACUCGACGCCCCCUUCGCCGCCUGCGCCACCGCCCUCUUCUCCACUCCCACCGCCGUCGACGCCCGCCGCGACGCCCCCGUCGCCGGGUGCCACCCCCGCGACGCCCUCCCUCCCGCCUCCCACGGCGCCCGGGGUGCCCGCCGCGCCGUCUCCCCCGUCGACCACGCCUUCUCCGCCGACCGAUCGUCCGACGCCGUCCGCCCAGGCCUCGCCGCCGCCGCCGACGAGCUCAGCGCUCAACACGGCCACGGUGGCGGGGAUCGCGGUGGGCGGGCUGAUCGCGCUGCUGCUCGCCAGCCUGCUCUGCUUCUGCAUGUUCAAGAAGAAGAGGCGGCACCACCCGCACCACCCUCCGCCUCCCCCGCCGCCCCACCACCUGCACUACUACGGGCACCCGCCGCCGCCGCCGCCCCCGCCGCCGUUCAAAGGGGAUCAAUAUGGGUGGCAGCAUAAUGCCCCUCCGCCACCCCCUGAUCAUGUUGUGAAGAUGAAUUCACAUCCUUCCACUAAACAGCCGCCGCCUCCGGUCAAUGUAAACAGCAGUGGUUCGGGUUCACAUUUCUCAGGCGGCGGUGAGAAUCGACCCCUGCAAUCACCGUUUGGCAACGCCCUCAGCUUCUCGAAAUGCACUUUUACUUAUGAAGAGUUGGCUGUGGCGACCAAUGAAUUCGCCGAUGCUAAUCUUCUCGGGCAAGGUGGCUUUGGAUUUGUUCACAAAGGAGUGCUGCCAGAUGGCACAGAAGUUGCCGUUAAGCAAUUGAGAGAUGGAAGUGGGCAGGGAGAGCGUGAGUUCCAGGCAGAGGUUGAGAUUAUCAGCCGAGUACAUCAUAAACAUCUCGUGACGUUGGUUGGUUAUUGCAUUUCUGAAGACAAGAGGUUGCUUGUCUAUGAGUUUGUUCCCAAUAACACAUUAGAAUUCCAUUUACAUGGAAGGCGUGGACCAACUAUGGACUGGCCUUCAAGACUACGUAUUGCUUUGGGUUCUGCGAAGGGAUUGGCCUAUCUUCACGAAGACUGCCAUCCAAAGAUCAUUCAUCGUGACAUAAAGGCAUCAAAUAUUCUUCUGGAUUACAGAUGUGAAGCUAAGGUGGCAGAUUUUGGACUUGCAAAGUUAACCUCUGAUAAUAACACCCAUGUUUCCACCAGAGUAAUGGGCACAUUUGGGUACCUUGCACCAGAGUAUGCUUCUUCUGGCAAGCUCACUGAGAAAUCAGAUGUCUUUUCUUUUGGAGUAAUGCUUCUUGAAUUAAUAACUGGACGCCGGCCUGUAAGUUCAAAGCAAGCGCAUAUGGAUGACAGCUUGGUUGACUGGGCAAGGCCUUUGAUGACACAAGCACUCGAGGAUGGUAAUCACGAUGCUUUAGUGGAUCCCCACAUGGGAAUCGAUUUCAAUGAUAACGAGAUGGCAAGGAUGAUCGCCUGCGCAGCCGCAUGUGUACGCCAUUCUGCACGGCGACGCCCACGCAUGAGCCAGGUUGUUCGGGCCCUGGAAGGCGACGUGUCGCUGGAUGAUCUGCACGAAGGCGUCCGGCCUGGCCACAGCCGGUUCAUGGGAUCGCACGCCAGCUCCGAGUAUGACACCAGCCAGUACAACGAGGACCUGAAGAAGUUCAGGAAGAUGGCGCUCGGCACCAGCAGCUUCCAGAGCAGCCAGCUAACACCGUCCAGCGGCGAGCACGAGCAGGAGCACCAGAACCCGUCCGUCCCGAGCAGCGACGGCCAUCAGCAGACGCAGGAGGUGGAGUUGGGGACUAGUACGAAGCGAGACGACGGCGACGUCGAGAGCCAGGCUUCCAUGAGAUGA